Messenger RNA from Rhizoctonia solani, 1155 nucleotides. RefSeq lists its product as uncharacterized. The coding region runs from base 1 to 1155 and encodes 384 amino acids. NCBI's taxonomy places the organism in Eukaryota, Fungi, Basidiomycota, Agaricomycetes, Cantharellales, Ceratobasidiaceae. The transcript is spliced from 6 exons. The record is from RefSeq and is a predicted model, not a curated record.
AUGCCCAGGGAUGCCCAGGGACGAGAAGGUGUCGGAGGAAAGAAUGGCUUGGGACCGCCAAGCAACUCGUCGAGCGCGCCAUGGCAAGGCUCGUCUCGAUCUGUGUUCUGCGCCUGUCCAUUUCUUUGGGCGGAUCCGCGCUCUGUUCUCCACUUCCCCCUGACCAUGACUCGCCGACGAACUCUACUUGCGUUUGCUGUAUCCUGCCUCGGUCUGGCACUCGCACAAGAUACGACAGUACAGUGCACUUACGCCGAUGGACGACAAACUCCCGAGGCCAGUCCCCCUGUCUCCUAUGGGCUGAGCUCCAGACAAAGUGUGAUGCGGGAGGUGUUCGGUGCGUUCAAUCUGGCCACAGUAACACCUCUGGCAAACAGCCGCUACCACUAUACACAGCCCGACUCGGAGGGUGAAAUAAACGACUGCAAUUGCUCCGUAGUAUCCUACAAUCUCAUGGCAGCCUGUACAUGGUGCCAGCUCGGACUCGACAACAAGUGGAUCAACGAGACACUCUGGCGUUCCAAUUGUCCCAGCUACAAUGCACGAGGGUUGAGCAUCGACACCGCCGACCUCACGAUUCCCGAAUGGGCCAAGAUUCCCGUUGAUGGAGGCAUGUGGAGGCCUAACAUCGCUAGCUUGGCUGCCACUCCCCCUACUGUAACUCCGACGCUUGCCCCAGCUACGUUCACCCCCCAAUCCACUGCCGACUCCCAUUCCAACUACAACAAGGCCAAAGAUAGCAAUGCAGGCCCCAUCGCAGGCGGCGUAGUUGGUGCAGCACUUAUUGUCGUCCUCUUUGCCGCCCUCUUCAUAUUUUUCAUCCGACGAAGCAAACGACGAGCGGAAAUCGAGGCCCGCUUGCGUUCUUCGCGUCGGUCCAGCCGUUCACGAUCUUCUCGCCCUCGUUCUUCGCAUCAUAGCAAUCAGCCAACUGCCCAGACAAAACCCUCUCCUUCCCCUCUCGGUAAAUCCGCCGAACUUGCGACACCCAACAUGCCCACCGCACCUGAAAUGGCCUACCACCCGCGAUGUAAUCAUGGAAUCGCUUCCUUGGCUGGGGUGUCGGCUUCUCCACGAGCGAGCGUUAGCACCGCAGUAGACGAGGGCGGCCGUACGCCACCUAUGGCUGCCAAGUCGGCGGAUCAUAUGGUAUAG